GCCGGCAGAAUGAAUUCGGAAAGAGACUCGGAGACAACCUUCGAGGAGGAUUCGCAGCCCAACGACGAGGUGGUUCCGUACAGUGACGAUGAGACCGAAGAUGAGCUCGAAGACCAGGGCCCCACCGUUGAACCUGAACAGAAUCGAGUCAACAGAGAAGCAGAGGAGAACCGGGAGCCAUUCAGAAAAGACUGUAUAUGGCAAGUCAAAGCAAACGAUCGCAGCUUCCACGAACAGCCCCAUUUCAUGAACACCAAGUUCUUCUGUAUCAAGGAGAGCAAAUACGCGACCAAUGCAAUUAAAACGUACAAGUACAACGCGAUCACCUUCCUGCCUAUGAAUCUGUUUGAGCAGUUUAAGAGAGCAGCCAAUUUCUAUUUCCUGAUCCUGCUGAUCUUACAGGCAAUUCCUCAAAUCAGCACGCUGGCCUGGUAUACCACCUUUGUGCCUCUGCUCCUGGUACUGGGCAUCACCGCCAUCAAAGACCUGGUGGACGAUGUGGCUCGCCAUAAGAUGGAUAAAGAAGUAAACAACAGGACGUGUGAGGUCAUCAAGGACGGCAGGUUCAAAGUUGCCAAGUGGAAGGAGGUUCAAGUGGGGGAUGUCAUUCGGCUAAAGAAAAAUGAUUUCAUUCCAGCUGACAUCCUGCUGCUGUCCAGCUCCGAACCUAACAGCCUCUGCUACGUCGAAACGGCUGAGCUCGAUGGAGAAACCAAUUUAAAAUUCAAAAUGGCACUCGAGAUAACAGACCAAUACCUGCAGAGGGAAAGCGCACUGGCCGCAUUUGAUGGUUUCAUUGAGUGCGAAGAACCCAAUAACCGGCUGGAUAAGUUUACUGGCACCCUCUUCUGGAGAAACACCAGCUUCCCCUUGGACGCCGAUAAAGUCUUGCUGCGGGGCUGUGUCAUCAGGAACACGGAUGUGUGCCACGGGCUGGUCAUCUUUGCAGGUGCCGACACGAAAAUCAUGAAGAAUAGUGGGAAAACCCGGUUCAAAAGGACUAAAAUCGACUACUUGAUGAACUAUAUGGUCUACACGAUCAUUGUUGUUCUAAUCCUGCUUUCGGCCGGCCUGGCCAUCGGCCACGCUUACUGGGAAGCCCAAGUUGGCAAUUACUCUUGGUACCUCUAUGAUGGCGAAGACUACCUGCCCUCCUACCGCGGGUUCCUCACUUUCUGGGGCUACAUCAUCAUUCUUAACACCAUGGUGCCCAUCUCUCUCUAUGUCAGCGUGGAAGUGAUCCGGCUCAUGCAGAGCUACUUCAUCAACUGGGACCUGCAGAUGUACUACCCCGAGAAGGACACGCCCGCCAAGGCCCGGACCACCACGCUGAACGAGCAGCUGGGACAGAUCCACUACAUCUUCUCGGACAAGACGGGGACGCUGACGCAGAAUGUCAUGACCUUUAAAAAGUGCUGCAUCAACGGGCAGAUCUACGGAGACCACCGGGACCCUUCUCAACAUAAUCACAACAAAAUAGAGCCCGUGGAUUUCAGCUGGAAUACACUUGCUGAUGGGAAGCUUGCCUUUUAUGACCAUUAUCUAAUCGAGCAAAUCCAGUCGGGGAAGGAGUCAGAAGUGCACCAGUUCUUUUUUGUGCUUGCGAUUUGCCACACAGUCAUGGUGGAGAAACAUGAUGGCCAGCUCAACUACCAGGCAGCCUCCCCCGACGAAGGCGCGCUGGUGAAUGCCGCCAGGAACUUCGGCUUCGCCUUCCUCGCGAGGACCCAGAACACCAUCACCAUCAGUGAGAUGGGGACUGAGAGGACCUACACCGUGCUGGCCAUCUUAGACUUCAACAGUGACCGGAAGCGGAUGUCAAUCAUUGUGAGGACCCCAGAAGGCAACAUCAGGCUCUACUGUAAAGGGGCCGACACUGUGAUUUAUGAAAGGCUGCAUCCGAUGAACCCUACCAAGCAAGAGACGCAGGAUGCCCUGGAUGUCUUUGCAAGUGAGACUCUUAGGACCCUGUGCCUUUGCUACAAGGAUAUUGAAGAAAAAGAAUUUACAGAAUGGAAUAAAAAGUUCACAGCCGCCAGCAUAACCACAACCAACCGGGAUGAAGCUCUCGACAGAGUGUACGAGGAGAUUGAAAAAGACUUAAUUCUCCUGGGAGCUACGGCGAUUGAGGACAAGCUUCAGGACGGAGUUCCAGAAACCAUUUCUAAGCUGGCGAAAGCAGACAUUAAGAUCUGGGUACUCACUGGAGACAAGAAGGAAACGGCUGAAAACAUCGGGUUUGCUUGCGAACUUCUGACUGAAGACACGACGAUCUGCUAUGGGGAAGACAUCAAUUCCCUUCUGCACACAAGGAUGGAAAACCAGAGGAACAGAGGUGGAGUCUACGCAAAAUUUGCACCCCCAGUGCACGAACCCUUCUUCCCUUCUGGCGGAAACCGGGCUUUGAUCAUCACUGGUUCUUGGCUGAAUGAAAUUCUUCUAGAGAAAAAGACCAAGAGAAGCAAGAUUCUGAAACUGAAAUUCCCCAGGACGGAGGAGGAGCGGCGGAUGCGGACGCAGAGCAAACGGCGGCUGGAGGCGAAGAAGGAGCAGCGGCAGAAGAACUUCGUGGACCUGGCCUGUGAGUGCAGCGCCGUCAUCUGCUGCCGGGUCACGCCCAAGCAGAAGGCCAUGGUGGUGGACCUGGUGAAGAGGUACAAGAAGGCCAUCACGCUGGCCAUCGGAGAUGGGGCCAACGAUGUCAACAUGAUCAAAACUGCCCACAUCGGCGUUGGCAUCAGCGGACAAGAAGGCAUGCAGGCCGUGAUGUCCAGUGACUUCUCCUUCGCUCAGUUCAGAUACCUGCAGAGGUUGUUGUUGGUGCACGGCCGGUGGUCUUACAUCAGGAUGUGCAAGUUCCUACGAUACUUCUUCUACAAGAACUUUGCCUUUACCUUGGUUCACUUCUGGUACUCCUUCUUCAACGGGUACUCUGCACAGACAGCGUAUGAGGACUGGUUCAUCACCCUCUACAAUGUGCUGUACUCCAGCCUGCCCGUCCUCCUCAUGGGCCUGCUGGACCAGGAUGUGAGUGACAAACUGAGCCUCCGAUUCCCUGGUCUGUACGUUGUGGGACAAAGAGACUUACUAUUUAACUACAAGAGGUUCUUCGUCAGCUUGUUGCAUGGGGUCCUAACAUCCAUGAUCCUCUUCUUCAUCCCUCUCGGAGCUUUCCUGCAGACCAUGGGCCAGGACGGGGAGGCCCCUUCGGACUACCAGUCCUUUGCUGUCACAGUGGCCUCUGCUCUUAUCAUAACCGUGAAUUUCCAGAUUGGCCUGGACACUUCUUACUGGACUUUCGUGAAUGCUUUUUCCAUCUUUGGAAGCAUUGCGCUUUAUUUUGGCAUCAUGUUCGACUUUCAUAGUGCUGGGAUUCAUGUGCUCUUUCCGUCUGCAUUUCAAUUUACAGGCACUGCUGCAAAUGCCCUCAGGCAGCCCUAUCUCUGGUUGACCAUCAUCCUGACUGUUGCUGUGUCCUUACUGCCCGUCAUUGCCAUUCGCUUCUUGUCAAUGACCAUCUGGCCAUCAGAAAGUGAUAAGAUUCAGAAGCGCCGCAAGCGGUUGAAGGCGGAGGAGCAGUGGAAGCGGCGAGAGAACGUGUUCCGCCGGGGCGUGUCGUCGCGGCGCUCGGCCUACGCCUUCUCGCACCAGCGCGGCUACGCGGACCUCAUCUCGUCGGGGCGCAGCAUCCGCAAGAAGCGGGCCCCGCUGGACGCCAUCGUGCAGGACGGGACGGCGGAGUACCGGCGAACUGUGGAGAGCUGAGGGGCCGCCGCGCCCCUUGUAAAGACACGGCGACACAGAGCAGAUGUAUAUUUUUUUAUACAAGACUCAGGAUUAUUAUUAUUUUUUUUAAUUGAAUUUGCCCUCAGAAUUUGCCCACUACUUGGACUGAACUAGGAAGCUUUAGCAAAGCCAAGGAAAACAUUUCUGGAAAGUUAUCUGACUGUGUAUGUUCCUUCCGAUCUAAAAGGAAUGUCCUAGACUUCCUCUUCCUUUUCCAUCCAGCAGGGUUGCAGGAUCAUGGUAGGACCCUUCCUGUCUGUGACCUGCGGUAUACAUUUCUGGGAGGCCCCCUUUUCCCCGUAUAUACCAUCUUGCUCACUGUUUCCUUCUGAGAGGGCGAAGGAGGGAAGAUCCCAGGAUGGUGCUCACCUGCAAGCUAAGCAGCUCUGCAAAGUUAGGUGGGGUCAGUCAAGAAGUUACGUCGGCUGGUCAUGGUUAGGCUUGCUCCAUUUCUGGCCACUACCUGGGUGUGAGAGUUCACAUUCCAUCGCCCCUUAUUGCCAGGUAUUAUUUGAGCAACUUCCUAUAGUACCUGUACUGGCAAAGGAUUUUUUUCCCUACUCUCUUACACACACACACACACACACACACACACACACACACACUGAAAUAUUUAGGGACUAUUAAAACAACUGUUAUUGUUUUUUAAAAAAACAAGCAGUUAUUUGUGAUGAAUUGUAGAAUCUUUUGCAAAGCUUUCUUUUGGAAAGCACACAUCUGGACCUGGUCUAGAUGUCGAGUGUUUUAUAAGGGAAUGAAAAAAACCAAGACCUCGCUCUGUUUCCACUUGACUCCUGCUUUGUAGAGAGCAGGUUGCUGGUAGACACAUGUCGGAGAGCAGGCAACUGUCUUGUAUCCUUCUAGAGCAGAAGAGGAACCCUAGGUAACUAUGGAAACCAGCCUCCAAGAGGUGACCAUUUUCCCGAGACUUUUCUCAUCCUACCUUGUGCACACAGGAACCUGACGGAGAAGGUGUCCAUGUGUUUUCAGUAACUGCGCUCUUUCCCCCUGGGCUGUGGGUGCUCCUCCGACCGCUGUCCGUCCGUCCGUCCCUUUGAAUUCCUUUGAGGAAAUCACAAGAUGUACAUAGUUCAUUUUUUUAGGACUGAUAAAAGAAUGCAUGCCUCUUUAGUCCGUGAACAAUGAAUUCUGAAAGUUUACAGUUUUUCUCAUGCAUUCAGAUGAUCGUGCGUCUCUUCGUCUCUCUGCUGCGUGAAGGUAAGCUAGCUCGAGCCCUGCCGGUUCCAGGUUUCCCUCCUGAUCUGCUGGAGGUGGGGAAGGCUGACAACGCAAAUGUGUCAAAGACUCAAAAUGUUGGGUGCAAUAGUAACUGUUGUAAAAUGCAAAAUCGCUUUGGAUAAAUUAUUUCUAUAUUCUGUAAAUCUGAGAUCGAAUUUCUAUUUUUGUUUAAAAAAAUAAAUGCUUUAGUAAAAUCUUG
Messenger RNA from Echinops telfairi (small Madagascar hedgehog), 5224 nucleotides. RefSeq names its product ATPase phospholipid transporting 8B1 (gene ATP8B1). Bases 10 to 3765 code for a protein of 1251 amino acids. Gene Ontology annotation, cellular component: plasma membrane. The record is from RefSeq and is a predicted model, not a curated record. Gene Ontology annotation, molecular function: ATPase-coupled intramembrane lipid carrier activity; ATP hydrolysis activity; magnesium ion binding. Gene Ontology annotation, biological process: phospholipid translocation; Golgi organization. Lineage: Eukaryota; Metazoa; Chordata; Mammalia; Afrosoricida; Tenrecidae. The transcript has 27 exons.